This is a messenger RNA of Hordeum vulgare subsp. vulgare (domesticated barley), 761 nucleotides long. Its product is annotated as PHD finger protein rhinoceros-like. The record is from RefSeq and is a predicted model, not a curated record. The transcript has a single exon. Bases 94 to 561 code for a protein of 155 amino acids. NCBI's taxonomy places the organism in Eukaryota, Viridiplantae, Streptophyta, Magnoliopsida, Poales, Poaceae.
ACACCAUACUCCUCCAGCACUCUCACUCUCCCCUUCGCCAAGCAGAGCAGAGCAAGCAGAGGAGGGCUCACCGGACUCCGGCCGGGCGGCGGCAUGAAGCGGACCAGAGCGCAGAACCCCAAGGCGCAGGAGCAGGAGCCACCGCAGGACGCCGGGAGCAACACCAACCCGAAGCCGCAGCGCCGGGCGAAGCAGCCGAGGCAGCCCAAGAAGACCGCCGUGGCUCGAGAGGCCGCUGCGGCGGCCGCGACCGCUGCUGCUGCCGCCGCCGUGUCACCCGCGGAGGAGAUGACGCCCGUCGUCCCCGACGUCAGCGUCGGGGCGGGAGGAGGAGGAGGAGGGGAGGUGGCGUGCGGGCUGCCGGCGGAGUGGGACGAGAUGGACGGGUCGCCGUGGUGGACGUUCGGGGUGGAGGAGGAGAAGCUGCUGGGGUGGUUCCCGUUCGUGGAGGAGGACUUCCGGCCCGUCUCCGUCGCCGGCGCCGAGCCCGCGUGCUUCGACGACGACGACAUCUGGAGGAUCCACCAGAUCUACGAGAUCCCCAGCUACGCCGCCAAGUGAAGCGAAGCCGAGAGAUGAAAACGCGAGCGGCAUUCGGCCCGCCGCUUCGGGAAAGUAGAUAGGGGCUGCCGCCGCCGGUAGUGAGUGCUUUUGCGGUGCAGCGACGGGGAACGGACUAAUCCAGGAGGCCACUAAUAUCAUCACCUUAUUAGGCGCUAAACAAGAUGAGAAUUGCAACGGCGAUGCAGUUUCAUGUGUCA